CAUUCCCUAAGUGAGUGCAUUAUUUUUGUUCCAUCAGCAGGAGCUUUCCAACUGCUCUCAGGCUGCUCUUCCAACACUCAAAGCUCGUCUUUUCUCUUGGGGUCUUUUCCAGAGUGUUCCCGACAUGCCUGCGAGGGCCGUUACACUUUAUCGGCAGGAGCAAACGCAACAUCAAAGCUCAAAACAUGUUGUCCAGCAUUCAAGGAAAUCAAGCUCUCAGGUAGUGAAGAAGGAGCAGGUCCAGGCCACAGAGGCUAUGGCGGAGCAAGCCUACACAGUGCCAACCUUCAGGGAGAGGGCUCCUGAAGGCAUGCAGGAGUAUCAGAGAAUGGCGGCUCACUUCGGAAGAGAUCUGGUUCAGCUGCAGCACGAGCUGCACAGGAUGAAAGUGGCCACAAAGGAGCAAGUAGACAACAUUGAGAUCACUAGGGAGGUGAGGGGAAUGAUGCCUUUGAGGACGGAUUUUCCUGCUGAGGUUCCCACAGCACCGGACUUCCUGGUCAGUCUGAGAUCUCACACCGUGUGGGAGAAGACUCCGGUCAAGCUGUUCUGCACUGUGUCCGGCAAACCCAACCCUAUUGUCAAAUGGUAUAGGAAUAAUGUUGCCAUUGAACCCUUGAGCGCGCCUGGAAAGUACAAAAUUGAGAACAAGUAUGGGGUUCACAGUCUGAUUAUUAGCAGAUGUGCAGUUACUGAUUCUGGAAUAUACAGUGCUGUGGCAACCAAUCCACAUGGAAAGGCCACCUCCAAGGCUACUGUCUGUGUCAGGAGGCCACCAGGGGCAGGAGAGCUCUCCCAUCUGCCAGGACAAGUUCCUCUGCUCAGCGGCAUUCAUCUCAGUAAGCUCGAGGUGACCCUGCUGGAAUCAUUCGGGGUGACGUUUGGUACCGAAGGAGAGUCUGUUAGUCUGGUGGCUAACAUGGUGGUGGUGCCUGAUCUGCCAAACCUGCCACCCGAGACCAUGUGGUACAGAGAUGAUACUUUGCUAAUGCCAUCCAGGUGGGCUGAGAUGACUGUUGGUGGUGGGGUUGCCAAGCUCACUCUUCCUCACCUGAACAAGGACGAUGAGGGUCUUUACACGCUUCGCAUUUGGACCAAGGAUGGAACUGCAGAACACAGUGCUUACCUGUUUGUUAAAGAUGCCACUCCCACAGUGGCUGGGGCCCCUGGAGCCCCCAUGGAUGUUGCAGUCUUUGAUGUCAAUGCAGAUUACAUCCUGGUCUCCUGGAAACCUCCAAACACCACCCAUGAGGCUCCCAUCACUGGAUACUUCGUGGACAGACGUAAGUCAGGAACUAAAGACUGGGUCCAGUGCAAUGACUCCCCUGUCAAAGUGUGUAAGCUGCCAGUCCAUGGCCUGACCGAGGGGGCGUCCUAUCACUUCAGAGUGAGGGCUGUGAACAAAGAUGGCAUCAGUCUGCCCUCCAGGAUGUCUUCUGGAGUGACCGCUGCAGAAGUGGAGAGUGAUGUGGAAGGUGUCCCCUCUGCCCCAGGACAGGUGAUUGCUUCCAGAAACACCAAAACCUCUGCUUUUGUGCAGUGGGAGCCCCCGAAACACGCCAACAACCUCAUGGGUUAUUACGUGGAUGCAUCUCUGGUCGGCUCCAAGAAAUGGUUCCCUUGUAACCACAGGCCUUACAAGCACACCAGGUUUGUGGUCCAUGGUUUGGUCCCUGGAGACACUUACGUCUUCCGUGUGCAAGCUGUGAAUGCUUACGGUUUGAGUGAAGAAUCACAGGAAUCUGCUCCUCUCUUCAUUGAUGCUGCUCUUUUUGGGGCAGUGGAGUAUGCUACUCCCUCUGCCCCAUACGACAUCAGUCUGCUGAACUGUGAUGGAUCCUCCAUGACCCUGGCCUGGAAACGCCCCAAAAACACAGGCGGCUCUAAGAUCACGUCUUACUACCUGGACAAGCGCGAGGCGGAAUCAGUGGACUGGAAGGAGGUUAGCCCCAGUCCGGCUGCCCACAGGACCUUCACGGUGGAGAAUCUGACCACUGGAGUUUUCUACGAGUUCAAGAUUCAGGCUGCUAACUUGGCUGGAGUUGGCCUUCCAUCUGAGCCCAGCAAAGCUUUUGCCUGCGAGGCCUGGACAAUGGCUGAACCUGGCCCAGCAUAUGACAUUAGUUUCUGGGAGGUGCGUGAUACCUCCAUCCUGGUGCAGUGGAAGCCUCCUGUGUACGCCGGAGCUGGUCCCAUCACUGGCUACUUUUUGGACAUGGCUAAGAAGGGCUCAUCAGAUUUUGUCGCCGUGAAUGCGGAGCCAGUUGGGCAUUGUUACCUAAAGGUGUCUGGACUAGAGACUGGAACUUCAUAUGUGUUCAGAGUGCGGGCAGUGAAUGCUAAAGGUGUUGGAAAAGCUUCAGUUGUGUCCGAUCCUGUAUGUGCUAAAGCACUGCCAGGUACAAAGGAAAUUGUAUGUGGCGUGGAUGAUGAGACCGGAGACAUUUUCUUGAACUUUGAAGCUUGUGAUGUUUCUGAGACCUCGAAGUUCACAUGGUCAAAGUCCUACAAAGAAAUCACUGAAUCAAGCAGGGUCUCUAUCACCUCCUCUGGAAGACACUCCAAGCUGACAUUUGUAAAUGCUGAGAAGGAGGAUCUGGGCAUCUACUCUGUCGCGGUGACCGAUACAGAUGGAGUUUCAUCCAGUUACUCAGUCAAUGACGAAGAGCUCAAGAAAAUGCUUGAGCUGAGCUACAACAUCAAACAUCCCAUUGUUCCACUGAAGACGGAGCUGAACUAUGAGAUUCUGGAGAAGGGUCACGUGCGUUUCUGGGUGCAGGCUAUGAAGUUGUCCUCCUCUGUCAACUACAGGUUCAUCGUCAAUGAUAAAGCCAUCACGAGUGCUGAGGGUAACAAAAUCAGCCAUGAUGUUUCUACUGGAAUCAUCCAGAUGACUGUUGAGCACUUCACCAAGGCCAAUGAAGGCACUUACACCAUUCAGAUCCACGAUGGCAAGGCCAAGAGCCAAAGCUCACUGGUUCUUGUGGGAGACGCAUUCAAAGUUGCUCUGAAGGAAGCUGAGUUCCAGAGAAAAGAGCACAUCAGAAAACAAGGCCCUCACUUCUCAGAGUACCUGUCUUUCCAUGUGACGGAUGACUGCACAGUGAUGCUAGUCUGCAAGCUGGCCAAUGUGAAGAAAGAGACAACAUUUACCUGGUUUAAAGAUGAUGAAGGAAUCACUGCUGAAGUUCCACCAAACCCAAUGUCUGGAUCUUGCUCUCUUCCAAUCCCCAUGUUUUCCAGGAAAGACCAGGGAAUUUACAAAGCUGUACUGGGUGAUGACCGUGGAAAGGACACCUCUGUCUAUGAAAUUUCUGGCAAAGUGUUUGAGGAUAUCAUCAAUGCAAUCGCCAGUAUUGCUGGUUCCUCUGCCUCUGACCUGGUUCUUCAGUGCACACCGGAGGGCAUUAGACUGCAAUGCUACAUGAAAUACUACACAGAGGAGAUGAAAACUAGCUGGUUUCAUAGAGAGAGUAAAAUCUCCUCCUCGGAGAAGAUGAGAAUCGGAGGCACGUCUGAAAUGGCCUGGAUGCAGAUCUGUGAGCCCACAGAUAAGGAAAAGGGUCAAUAUACCAUUGAGAUUCAUGAUGGGACGAAAUCACACACUCGCACCUUUGACCUUUCUGGACAAGCAUACACCGAUGCCUAUGCAGAAUUCCAAAGACUGAAAGCUGCUGCCUUUGCUGAGAAGAACCGUGGUAGAGUGGUAGGUGGCCUGCCAGACGUUGUCACCAUUAUGGAGAAGAAGAGCCUGAGUCUAACUUGCACAGUGUGGGGUGACCCCACCCCAGAGGUCACCUGGUUUAAGAAUGAGCAGGAAGUUGUGUCUGACGACCGCUACAAGAUCACCUUUGAGGGCGGCAAGUUCGCCAGCCUCACUAUCAAUAAUGUGCAAGUGGAAGAUUCUGGAAAGUACAGCAUCAAUGUACGGAACAAGUACGGAGGUGAAUUUGUGGAGAUCACAGUCAGUGUCUACAAACAAGGCGGAGACAUCCCUGAGCCCAAACUGGGACAGAUGGCCAAGCCCGUCGUGACCCCCAAGCCAGCUACACCCGCUCCACAGUCUGCGAAGACCCCGACUCCUCAAACUCCUCAACCUCCUCAAACUCCUACACCCUCCGUUAAGUCCCCAACCCCUACUCCACCUCCCUCUGUGAAAUCACCCACUCCAACUCCAGCGCCUAAAUCCCCCACCCCACCCAGAUCCAUGAGAUCCCCCACCCCGCCAAGAUCCAUGAGAUCCCCUACCCCUACUAAGAAGUAACUAGUUAACCAUAAAAUCUGAAGAUUCGUUUAGUAUUGACAGAGUUGAUGUAUAGUCUUUCAAUUCAAAUCAACUGAAGAUGAUCUGUUUUAGUUUUUGCUGCAAUAGUCUACAAAUUAGGAUCUGUCACUGGUACAACUGCAAGGUUAAAUAUACGUACACUAAAAUAUCUCGGGGAAGAGUCCCUUAAGAUCAGACUCCAGGGUACCAGUUUUCAUCUCUGAAAUAGAAAAAAAAAAAGAUAUAUAACAAAAAUAGGAAAAUUGUGUUGUAUGUAUUGCAUUUGCAGCCAAAUGAUAAGAAAGUUGCUGAAGUGCUGUUGGGCCUGUCAAAAAUCAUCAGAAAGGCCACCACUGUCUUAUCUGUUUUUGUUCAGUACCCCUCCCAAAUGCUUGUUGGUGCCAAUAAAAAUCAACCGUCUCCUCUCUGGAGUGGAUCUUUGGUUGUC
Messenger RNA from Carassius auratus (goldfish), 4712 nucleotides. RefSeq names its product myomesin 2a (gene myom2a). Bases 125 to 4264 code for a protein of 1379 amino acids. Gene Ontology annotation, cellular component: M band. The record is from RefSeq and is a predicted model, not a curated record. Gene Ontology annotation, molecular function: protein binding. NCBI's taxonomy places the organism in Eukaryota, Metazoa, Chordata, Actinopteri, Cypriniformes, Cyprinidae. The transcript has 35 exons. Gene Ontology annotation, biological process: sarcomere organization.